This is a messenger RNA of Eublepharis macularius, 4162 nucleotides long. RefSeq names its product phosphatidylinositol 4,5-bisphosphate 3-kinase catalytic subunit alpha isoform-like. The record is from RefSeq and is a predicted model, not a curated record. Gene Ontology annotation, molecular function: 1-phosphatidylinositol-4-phosphate 3-kinase activity; 1-phosphatidylinositol-3-kinase activity. Lineage: Eukaryota; Metazoa; Chordata; Lepidosauria; Squamata; Eublepharidae. Gene Ontology annotation, cellular component: phosphatidylinositol 3-kinase complex, class IB; cytoplasm; phosphatidylinositol 3-kinase complex, class IA. The transcript has 23 exons. Bases 352 to 3570 code for a protein of 1072 amino acids. Gene Ontology annotation, biological process: phosphatidylinositol-mediated signaling; phosphatidylinositol 3-kinase/protein kinase B signal transduction; phosphatidylinositol-3-phosphate biosynthetic process.
GAGGAGGAAGAGCAAGAGCUUUUGCAUCCUGCAAACCGUGAAGGAACCUUCCCUUCUGUUUUGACUCCAGUAUCCAGUGGCAUUUUUUGACUGCAGAGAAAGAGAGAAAGAUGGUCGGUUGGCAUAGAAGGGGGACUGCUGAAAGGCAGAGAAGAGCGGACAGAAAUCCUGCAACGCAUUCCUAAGGAAGCUUGUCCGGGUGCAUCAGAGCCAAGCCCACGAGGCCAGCCUUUGGGAGCCUCUUCUUCAGCCCCAGCCAUUUGCUCAUCCGUUGCUCUUGAGUGAGCAGUAUGCUUUAAUUCUCUGAUGUGUCUCUAGCAACGUGCCAGGUCUUCCUGUCCCGGUGCAGCCAUGCCUCCGCGGCCCUCGUCUGGGGAGCUCUGGGGGCUCCACCUCAUGCCCCCAAGGAUCAUGGUGGAUUGCUGCCUCCCCAACGGCAUGAUCGUCACGCUUGAAUGUCUGCGGGAAGCGACUCUUCUGGGCAUCAAACAUGACCUUUUCAAAGAGGCCAGGAAAUACCCCCUUUUCCACCUCCUGCAGGAGGAAUCCUCCUACAUCUUUGUGGGGGUGACUCAGGAAGCAGAGCGGGAAGAGUUCUAUGACGAGUCACGGCGUCUUUGUGAUCUACGCCUCUUCCAACCCAUCCUCAAGGUCAUCGAGCCAGUGGGCAACCGAGAGGAGAAGAUCUUGAACCGGGAGAUUGGGUUUGCCAUUGGGAUGCCCAUCUGUGAAUUCGAGCUUGUCAAGGACCCUGAGGUGCAAGAGUUCCGGAGAAAUAUCUUGUCUGUUUGCCGUGAGGCCGUGGAGACACGGGGGGCAGUUGGGCCCCAAAGUCAAGCUUUAUAUGUUUAUCCCCCCAACGUGGAGUCGAGUCCAGAGUUGCCCAAACAUGUCUACAGCAAACUGGACAAAGGUCGGAUCAUAGUUACCAUUUGGGUUAUUGUGUCUCCAAACAACGACAAACAGAAAUAUACCCUCAAGACGCCCCAUGAUGCGUUGCCGGAGCAGGUGAUUGCCGAGGCCAUCCGGAAGAAGACCCGCAGCAUGCACCUGUCCCCAGAGCAGCUGCGCCUGUGCGUGCAGGAGUACCAGGGGAAGUACCUCCUGAAGGUGUGCGGCUGCGACGAGUAUUUGCUCGAGAAAUAUCCGCUCAGCCAGUACAAGUACAUGAGGAACUGCAUCGCCAUUGGCCGCCUGCCCCACCUGAUGCUGAUGAGCAAGGAGAGCCUCUAUGGCCAGCUGCCGGCCAACGUGUUUGUGCUGCCCUCCUAUGCGCGCCGCUCAGCCCCCUCGUCGCAUGUUAACGGCGAUGUCCCCACCAAGUCGCUCUGGUCCAUCAACAGCCUCCUGCGACUCAAGAUCCUGUGCGCAACCUACGUGAACGUCAACAUCCGUGAUAUCGAUAAGAUUUAUGUCCGGACAGGAAUUUUCCACGGUGGGGAGCCUCUUUGUGACAAUGUGAACACCCAGCGGGUCCCCUGCUCCAACCCUCGGUGGAACGAGUGGCUGUCGUAUGACAUCUACCUCACUGACUUACCGCGAGCUGCUCGCCUCUGUGUGUCUAUCUGCUCAGUGAAAGGCCGAAAGGGGGCAAAGGAAGAACACUGCCCCCUUGCCUGGGGCAACGUCAACCUCUUCGAUUACAAGGACACUUUGGUGGCUGGGAAGAUGGCGCUGAACCUUUGGCCUGUGCCCCAUGGCCUGGAGGACUUGCUCAACCCCAUCGGUGUGGGGGGCUCCAACCCCAAUAAGGAGACCCCGUGCCUUGAGCUGGAAUUCACCUGGUACAGCCACACAGUCAAGUUUGCUGAUGCUACUGAAAUAGAGGAACACGCCAACUGGGCUAUGUCUCGGGAACUUGGGCUCAACUACUGUAUGGUGGGAUUGAGUAACCGUCUUGCCCGGGACAGUUCCCUUGACGAAAGCGAACUGGAGCAGCUACGGAAUAUUUGCAACCGGGACCCCCUUUCGGAGAUCACCGAGCAAGAGAAAGACUUCCUGUGGCGGCACCGGCAUUACUGUGUCAACAUACCGGAGACCCUCCCCAAGCUACUGCUGUCUGUUAAGUGGAAUUCACGGGAUGAGGUGGCUCAGAUGUACUGCCUCCUCCGAGAAUGGCCUCUCAUCAAACCUGAACUUUCUAUGGAACUCCUAGACUGCAACUUCCCUGACCCCGUCGUGAGGGAGUUUGCCCUGAAAUGCCUCGUGAAGGGCUUGACAGAUGACAAGCUCUCUCAGUAUCUCAUCCAACUUGUGCAGGUUCUCAAGUACGAGCAGUAUUUGGACAACCCCCUGGCUCGCUUUCUCACCAUGAAGGCUCUGACAAACCAGCGAAUCGGGCAUUUCUACUUCUGGCAUCUCAAAUCGGAGAUGCACAGCAAGCCGGUUUCUCAGCGCUUUGGGCUGAUGCUGGAGGCCUUCUGCCGUGGCUGUGGGAUGUACCUGAAACACCUGAACCGGCAGGUGGAGGCCAUGGAGAAACUCAUCAACCUGACUGACAUCCUGAAGCAAGAGAAGAAGGACGAGACGCAGAAGAUGCAGAUGAAGUUUUUGGUGGAGCAGAUGAGGAGACCAGAUUAUAUGGAGGCGCUUCAGGGCUUCAUAUGUCCACUCAACCCUGUACACCAGCUGGGCAACCUCCGGCUGGAUGAGUGCCGGAUCAUGUCUUCCGCUAAGCGACCGUUGUGGCUGAACUGGGAGAACCCCGACAUCAUGUCAGAGCUGCUCUUCACGAACCAUGAGAUCAUUUUCAAAAAUGGAGAUGACCUCCGGCAAGACAUGCUGACCCUGCAGAUCAUCCGCAUCAUGGAGAGCAUGUGGCAGAGCCAAGGGCUGGACCUCCGCAUGCUGCCCUACGGGUGCCUGUCCAUCGGGGACUGCGUGGGCCUCAUCGAGGUGGUGAAGAGCUCCCACACCAUCAUGCAGAUCCAGUGCAAGGGGGGGCUGAAGGGGGCGCUCCAGUUCAACAGCAACGCCUUGCACCACUGGCUGAAGGACAAGAACAAGGGCGAGGGCUACGAUGCUGCCAUUGACCUCUUCACGCGCUCCUGUGCCGGCUACUGUGUGGCCACUUUUAUUCUGGGCAUUGGGGACCGCCACAACAGCAACAUCAUGGUCAAAGAUGAUGGACAGCUCUUCCAUAUAGAUUUUGGGCACUUCCUGGACCAUAAGAAGAAGAAAUUUGGCUAUAAGCGGGAACGAGUCCCCUUUGUGCUCACCCAGGACUUCCUCAUUGUCAUCAGCAAAGGGGUGCAGGAGUGUACGAAGACCAAAGAGUUUGAGAGGUUCCAGGAGAUGUGCUACAAGGCCUACCUGACUAUCCGCCAGCAUGCCAAUCUGCUGAUCAACCUCUUCUCCAUGAUGUUGGGCUCAGGGAUGCCAGAGCUCCAGUCCUUCGACGACGUGGCCUACCUGCGCAAGACGCUGGCCCUGGACAAGUCUGAGCAGGAGGCACUCGAGUACUUCACCAAACAGAUGAAUGAGGCCCACCAUGGCGGGUGGACCACCAAGAUGGACUGGAUCUUCCACACCAUCCGCCACAUGCCCUUGAGCGAGGCAAGCCACGACUGACAGGCGCAGCCGGGGGAGGGAACGCAGCAGGCCCUCGGAGAGGCCAGGUGCCGGGACGGCCCACUCCCAGCCUCGCGUUUCUUAGGUCACCUGGCUCCUCGUUCUCUCUUGGGACCAGCAGUGAGAAUUCGGGAGGCCGGCUUUCCCCAAGGAAGUUGAGAAAAGAGGCCCAGAGGCGAAGGAGUUGGAGCAGAGGAGAAAGUGGAAGCCAGACACUGGGUCCCUAGGUGCCUCGCAGGGACCAGGGGCGGCGGGGAGGGGGUCAAGUAGAGGCUCUCCCCUCCCCAUUUUUCUCCCACAGAAUUCAAAUCCUUUCCCCUCCUUCCAUUUCUGGUCUAAACAGGUGGCCCCCUCCUCUCCCAUCUGGACAGCUUUAUACUUGAACCCCCCCCCAUCUUUCCCUAUCCCCCUUCUUGUAAUUCCCUGGGAAGAAGAUGGGGGGAGAGAGAAGGGGAGAGAGAGAGAGAGAGAGAGAGUGUGUAUGUGAGUGAGUGAGUGUGUGUGUGUGUGUGAGAGAGAGAGAGGACCUCUUUUCUGCUUAGGGGUGGACAGCAAGAGAAAGAAACAAUACUUGAAAAUGUCUAGAAUUGGA